AUGAUGACCCACAGCUGCCUCCGCGGGCACCCUGAGCAGCCCGCGCGGAUAUCCAGGAUCUUCGACAUCCUCACCGAGAACGGCUGCUUCCAGCGCAUGCGCGAGCUCCCCAUCCGCCCCGUGCACCGUGAAGAGGCCCUCCUCGUGCACAGCCAGGCCUUGUGGGACAAGGUCCUCGCCUCCACUGUGACCCUGACAGAGCAGGACAUCGUCGACUCGGAGGCGUACUACAACGACCUCUCACUCUAUGUCCAUCCGUCGACACCUUACGCCGCUAGGCUGAGCGCGGGUGGAGUGAUCGAGGCCGCUCUCGCCGUUGCGAAGGGAGAGGUCAAGAAGGCCUUCGCGAUUGUCCGGCCCCCCGGUCAUCAUGCCGAGCCCGACGAGCACAUGGGCUUCUGUCUAUUCAACAACGUCUCUAUCGCCACCAAGGUGGUUCAGGUCAAGACAUCGACGAAGAAGAUCUUGAUCCUUGACUGGGACUUCUCAUGCUACACAGGCAAUGGCACGCAGCGUGCCUUCUGGGACGAUCCAAGUGUGCUUUACGUAUCCCUACACCGAUACGAAGGCGGCUACUUUUACCCUAACGGCCCCUUCGGAAGUCUCACAUCAGUCGGAGAAGGCGCCGGGACUGGCUACUCUGUAAACAUCCCGUGGCCAGAGGCGGGGAUGGGCGACGCGGACUACCUCCUCGCAUUUCAGAAGAUCAUCAUGCCGAUUGCGCUAGAGUUCGCCCCCGAGCUCGUCAUCAUCUCGGCCGGCUUUGAUGCUGCGGAAGGCGACGACCUCGGCGAAUGCCACGUCUCCCCUGCGGGUUUUGCGCACAUGACCCACAUGCUGUGUUCGCUGGCGGGCGGCAGGGUCGUCGUCGCCCUCGAGGGAGGCUACUGCCUCGACGCCAUCGCGGCUUCGGCACUGGCGGUGACGAACGUCAUCCUCGGGGAAGUGCCGCCGAUGUUGCCGCCGAUGACGGCAUCGGAAGCGGCUACUGAGACGAUCUGGCAGGUGGCGAUGGAGCAGAGCAAGUAUUGGAAGAACCUCGAUCCGAAGUCGUGCGAGCCUAUCGAGGAGAUGGAACCCAUCGCCAUAUCGGUACCCGAACUCUUGAAAGCCCAUCGAGCAGACUACUUGUUCAAGACACACGGGAUGGUUGAGCUGCCACUGCUGAACCCGGCACUCACCGAGCGGUACAGCGCUCAAGUAGCGUGCACCCCUGAUAUCAUGGGUAAGGACAAAGACACCCUGUUGGUCUUCGUCCAUGAAUUCGGAAACUUGCGCAUCGAGCUCGACUCCGUGACGCACUGUGACGUUCGCCAAGAGCAUUCUUACCUGGUCGACUGCUCUAAAGAGCUGAUCACUUGGGCCAAGUCGAAGAAGUACUCCAUUUUGGACGUGAACGUCCACCCGAAGCCGUAUGCAAAGACGAGGCUCAAGAGCGGCAGCGAUGAUUACGCUGGGGCGGUCUUGGUCUACCUGUGGGACAACUACAUCUCGCUCACUAGUGCGCCCAAAGUGGUCCUCGUCGGGCAUGGGCCCGGCUGUGCGGCCCUGAUCAACAUGAUGCAGCAGCGGGCUGUGGGGGUCCUGAAGUCGGUCGUGACCGUCGUCAGCGUCGCUAGCAACCACGAAACUCCGCCUACUCCGCGGGACAUCCCAAAGCUUCGAGAGUGGUACUACGAGAACUCUCUGUUGGUGGUACCAAACACGCACCACAUUCUCAACUCCGUGAGGCUGAUGAAGAGAUAUGGGAAGAUCGUAUUCGUAGGGGAGGAAAAGCCGAUCAAGCUCAUGAUGGCAGCCUUGAGCGGGAUCCAGGGCUGGGUGGAGAGGAAGUUGGAGGACUACAAGCGGCCAGAGUGA
Epithele typhae is the source of this 1860-nucleotide messenger RNA. RefSeq names its product histone deacetylase complex protein. Lineage: Eukaryota; Fungi; Basidiomycota; Agaricomycetes; Polyporales; Epitheliaceae. Gene Ontology annotation, biological process: chromatin organization. Gene Ontology annotation, molecular function: histone deacetylase activity. The transcript is spliced from 17 exons. The record is from RefSeq and is a predicted model, not a curated record. Bases 1 to 1860 code for a protein of 619 amino acids. Gene Ontology annotation, cellular component: histone deacetylase complex.